UAACUAAUUUUAUAGUCAUUAUUAGUAAAGUGAAAUUGAGCAUUUGAUUACUUUCGUCUUACUCCACGUGAUAAACGGCGCUUGCGCAACAGUAUUGUUCAGUGAAAUCGAUGCAUUGAUCGAAUUUUGAAUUGGAAAAUAUGUCAUAAGAUUUCGAUUAAAGGAAAAAGAAUGGCAGCUGACUUUUCGAAGAUAAGAUAUGUUUAAACAUUAACUAAUGGAUGCCAGUGAUUCAGGAAGAGAUCUUAUACCAGUGAAGGAGAAAAAAGAUGAUACAGUUAAACAGUUUCCAUCAGAACUUGAUCGAACCUUUCGAAUUGAGAGACAUGCUAUAUCUCACAUUGAUCAUGAUGAUUUGGAAGACAAGUAUUUAAGACUACAUGAUGAGCAUAUAUUGCUGAAGAAGUAUGCAAGAAAACAAGAAGACAAGAUUAAAAAACUUGCCACUAAAUUAAGUCGUCUGAUAAAUGAUAAAAAACGUUUGGAACAAGAAGGUGGCACAGGAAAUAGAAAAAGAGAUGUUGAAAUGGAGGAAUUAGUUCAAGAUUUGCAAGAUAAAGUAAGAGAAGUAGAAAAGCAAAAUUGUCAACUGCGUGAAAAAUUGUUAAUUGCUAAACAACAAGCUUUAAUUCAUGCCAAAAGACCUUCUGGAUAUCGUUAUGUUACACCUAGAGUAGAUUCUGGACGAUCUAAACCUGGUACUCCAUCUAGAACAGGAUCUCCUGCAACUAGAUUGAGUUAUUUUCAUCCUUCAUCAAGAGUUUCUCCAUCAUCAGCACUUCCUAAUUAUGCUUGGAGCCUAGUUGAAGAAGCACGAAAUGAAAUAAAACAUUUAGAGGAAACAGUAAAUUCUCUCAGAUCACAGUUAGAUAUUGUUGAGCAGGAAAAUGAAAUUUUAAAAGAACAGCUUAAAUUGAAAGAAUUUGAAUAUAAUGAAGAAUUGUUAAACUUAAAAUCUCAACUCACACAAGGUCAAAAACAACAUGUUCAAGAGAAUAUGGAUUUAAUUCAGCUGCAUCGUGAAGUUAAACGAAAAUCUAGUAAAAUGGCAAAUUUACAAGCACAGUAUAAUGAUUUAGAUGAGAAGAUAAAAUCAUUGAAAAUGAGUAAUGAUCUUCUACUAAAAGAGACAGAUAAAUUAAACAAACUGUUGAGAGAAGAACAGAAUAAAAAUUUAGAACUGCAAGAAGAAUUAGGGAAAGCUUCUUCAAUUGAAAGGACAAUGAUACAAUUUCAAGAACAAAUUACUGAUUUAACUAAUGAAAAUAAAAUUUUAAAAGAAUCAAAUCAAAAGUUAAUUGACAGUGCUCUUGGUGAAGAAAGAUAUCAACAUUAUGAAUCAAGAGAAUCAACAUUUAAACAACAAAUUACCAAAUUGGAAGCAACUUUAAAAGCAGAUCUUAAAGAAAAAGAAACACUGUUGGCAAAUUUAGCUGAAAUGAAAGAAGAAAAUUCUCAAUUUAAAAUCAAAUGCAAAGAAUUGGAAGAAAAUUAUAGUCAUUACAAAAGUAAAUUUGAAGAAUUAGAAAAUAAAAUGAACUUAUUUAAUAAGGAAACAGACAUUGAUAUAUUACAACUUGAGGAAGCUCUAGACCUUAUUCAAAGAAGAAAAUUAGAUGUAGCAAAUACUGAUAAGUCAAAUGAGAAGGAAGAAAAGGAUUUAAAAGCAGAAUUACAACAAUCACAAAUUGACCAUGCAGAAACAAUCGCAGAGCUGGAUAAGACACGAAAUAUGUUAGUUGUACAGUAUAAAAUAAAUAAAGAUUAUGAAGCAGAAAUUGAGACUAUAAAAAAGAAAACUGAGCAAAUGGAAAAAGAAUAUCAAACAAAAUUAGAAGAAUAUAAUUAUCUUCUUGAAAUGAGAGAAACAAGGCUAAAGAAAUUGGAAAGAGAACUUAAUGAUAUUGCAUAUGGAACCAACAAAUAUAAAAUACAAACAGCUGAUUUAGAAGAUCAGGAGAAUGUUGUUGAGCUUGAAAGAGGAAAGAAUUUACUUGAAAUUCAUAUUAAUUCUGUAAUUUUGAAAGUAAAUGUUUGGAUUGUUAUUGAAUUACAAUUUUUGUUUUUAAAACAGGAAACAGACAUUGAUAUAUUACAACUUGAGGAAGCUCUAGACCUUAUUCAAAGAAGAAAAUUAGAUGUAGCAAAUACUGAUAAGUCAAAUGAGAAGGAAGAAAAGGAUUUAAAAGCAGAAUUACAACAAUCACAAAUUGACCAUGCAGAAACAAUCGCAGAGCUGGAUAAGACACGAAAUAUGUUAGUUGUACAGUAUAAAAUAAAUAAAGAUUAUGAAGCAGAAAUUGAGACUAUAAAAAAGAAAACUGAGCAAAUGGAAAAAGAAUAUCAAACAAAAUUAGAAGAAUAUAAUUAUCUUCUUGAAAUGAGAGAAACAAGGCUAAAGAAAUUGGAAAGAGAACUUAAUGAUAUUGCAUAUGGAACCAACAAAUAUAAAAUACAAACAGCUGAUUUAGAAGAUCAGGAGAAUGUUGUUGAGCUUGAAAGAGGAAAGAAUUUACUUGAAAUUCAUAUUAAUUCUGUAAUUUUGAAAGUAAAUGUUUGGAUUGUUAUUGAAUUACAAUUUUUGUUUUUAAAACAGGAAACAGACAUUGAUAUAUUACAACUUGAGGAAGCUCUAGACCUUAUUCAAAGAAGAAAAUUAGAUGUAGCAAAUACUGAUAAGUCAAAUGAGAAGGAAGAAAAGGAUUUAAAAGCAGAAUUACAACAAUCACAAAUUGACCAUGCAGAAACAAUCGCAGAGCUGGAUAAGACACGAAAUAUGUUAGUUGUACAGUAUAAAAUAAAUAAAGAUUAUGAAGCAGAAAUUGAGACUAUAAAAAAGAAAACUGAGCAAAUGGAAAAAGAAUAUCAAACAAAAUUAGAAGAAUAUAAUUAUCUUCUUGAAAUGAGAGAAACAAGGCUAAAGAAAUUGGAAAGAGAACUUAAUGAUAUUGCAUAUGGAACCAACAAAUAUAAAAUACAAACAGCUGAUUUAGUACUUCCACACAUGCGCCACCAUCUCGCAGUCUUUAAAGUUAAUAGAGUUGCCUUUAUAAAUUUUCCAAGCGGAUAUGGUCUAUUUGAAAGACAUGCCUAAUUAAUCUGGUGUUCUGGAGGUCCACAUGUACUUCCAGGUCUGUGGCGUUUGUGGACAGGGCGGUGGUAUGCCUGUUGUUAACAAGAUCAUAUUGAUGUUCAUGUACCCUUUUACAUAUUGAAUGUAUAG
Messenger RNA from Centruroides sculpturatus (bark scorpion), 3223 nucleotides. RefSeq names its product protein fantom-like. The transcript has 27 exons. The record is from RefSeq and is a predicted model, not a curated record. The coding region runs from base 218 to 3094 and encodes 958 amino acids. Gene Ontology annotation, biological process: non-motile cilium assembly. Gene Ontology annotation, cellular component: ciliary transition zone. NCBI's taxonomy places the organism in Eukaryota, Metazoa, Arthropoda, Arachnida, Scorpiones, Buthidae.